Molecule: messenger RNA, 4152 nt
Organism: Trichosurus vulpecula (common brushtail)
Lineage: Eukaryota; Metazoa; Chordata; Mammalia; Diprotodontia; Phalangeridae
Gene: ISG20L2
Product: interferon stimulated exonuclease gene 20 like 2
Exons: 4
Coding region: 618-1607 (329 amino acids)
Biological process (GO): intrinsic apoptotic signaling pathway in response to DNA damage by p53 class mediator
Cellular component (GO): nucleus
Molecular function (GO): 3'-5'-RNA exonuclease activity; nucleic acid binding
Source: RefSeq, a predicted model, not a curated record
GGGGCAACGUCACGCGCUAGCCGGUGUGGGGUGGAGCCUCCGGGCCCCGGCAGGGAUGAGGGCAAAGGAAAAGACUACCCCAACCACCCCAGGCUCCGCCCUGCCCGCCCUCCGCCCGGAAGUGAGGCCCGACCCCACGGCGUCCACCGGCCUCUCUCCCCUCAUUCCCCGACCUUACCCUCCCAGUUGUACUUCCACGGGGCUCGAGGGGCCGGGGAGCGCGUGCCGCUCCCGCCCCCGUCUACCCCCCCGCCACCUCCCUUUCCGCUUCCGCUCCCUUUUCCCCAGUCGGAGUCGCUUUCCUCCCUCCCCGAGGUGGUGGGGGAGGGGGUCGCCGUGGUGUCUGUGGGUCCUUAAGCGCGUUCCCGUCACACGCCACCAAGCCUUCGCCCGCGUGUUUGUCGCCCGCAGCCGCGCAGGCGCGGUCCCAUCUCCACUUCCGCCUCCUGUCGCUUCCGGCCUCUACGGGGGCCGCCAGAGGAGGGUAUGCUACACACCUCAAGAUGUGGGUCUCUGGCCUUUGGCCAGGAAUAAGCCCCCAAGCUUCCCUGUUUUUAGAAGCUACUGUCUGAAGCCAGAUCCCUCCUGGUCACUCUUCUCUCCAACCCUUCUUGACAAUGUCUACCCUGAUUCUCAACUUGGACUUUGGGGACUGUCCUCCCCAAAAGAAGGCAACUGAGGGGAACCACAAGCACCAGCGUUUCAUCCAACGACAACGGCGGAUACAGAGGAACCUUAAGCAGAAACAGAUGCAGGUCCCUGCCAGGCCUUCGGGAUCAGGGCAUUCUAAACUCCAAAAUAAAGGGGGGGCGCUUAGCACAAAUAGUAAACAGAAACUCCAUCCCCAGGGCCCUGAACCUAUAGGGGAGACACCCAGUCAGAAAAAUGGAAUUGAAAAGCCCUUGAGUAGGAAAGUAUCAACAGUGUCUUGGUUGACACCUGCUCCUUCAAGGAAGACCAGUUCAGUAUCGGUGGCAUCUAAGGUAGAUCUCCUGUCAGAGUUCCAGAGUGGCCUCCGCCCCCUCCCACCUGCCCGAACCCUCCCGCCUGCCCCAGAGAAGGGCUACAACAAGAAGAUGGUGGCUCUUGAUUGUGAGAUGGUGGGCACAGGGCCUAAAGGCCAUACCAGCUCUUUGGCCCGAUGUAGCAUUGUAAGUUACAGUGGUGACGUGCUAUAUGACGAAUACAUUCGUCCUCCCUGCAAAAUUGUGGACUACCGGACCAAGUGGAGCGGUAUCAAGAAGGAGCAUAUGGUUAAUGCCACCCCUUUCAAGGCGGCCCGGAAAGAGAUCUUGAAGAUACUCCUUGGCAAGAUUGUAGUGGGUCACGCCAUCCACAAUGACUUCAAAGCCCUCCAUUACUUUCACCCCAAGAACCUUACCCGAGACACUUCCAGAAUCCCUAUCCUUAAUUCCCGGGCUGGCUUCCCUGAGAAUGAGUCAAUCUCUUUGAAGCGUUUGACCAAGCAGCUGCUCCACCAGGACAUUCAGGUAGGGAAGAGCGGGCAUUCCUCAGUUGAAGAUGCCAAGGCAACCAUGGACCUCUACAAGUUGGUGGAAGUUGAGUGGGAGCAACAGCUGGCCCGGUCUCCUCCCUCUCAGGAAUAGGGGAGGUGGGAUUGUGGGACUGGUAGUCAUUGCAGAGAGAAGGCAUCAGACUGAGGGUAAACAGCUACCCAAGGGGGAACAGACUAUCCAACCAGCCCAAGACUUAGGCUGGAGCUGUUGGGAAGUGAGUCUGUCCCAGACCCAAUCUCUCCGACCAUAGACCAUUGAAAUUUUUACCACAGGUGUUGUGUCCUACUUGUCUAGAGUGUUUCCCCUCCCAGUCCCAUUGAAGGGGUGGGGUGAGGGGAAGCUCCCUACGUUGAAAGCCAGCCUUGCUGCCCACCCCUUAAUAUUGGUGUUUCAGGCUGGUUAGAAUUCCCAGUAUGCCUUGCUUCAGCCAGGCAGCUUGGCUAACAGGACAGUGCUGGGAUGUGUAGUUUCCCCAGAUCUCCCUUAAGUCAUUAUGGCUGUGAUUAAGUACUUUUGUCCCUAAGUACCAUCGGCCAAUACCACUUUUAGUCCAGGACCCUCAUCUCCCCAUUCCUCAUAUCUGGAGGAGCCACCUCUGAUUAUCAGUUGAUUCUCUGUUUUUUCACUGGGUAGUGGAAAGCAAAAAAAUCAACUUUUUCAUGGUUACAUUUUUUAAAAAUACCCCUUUCCUAAGGGGAAGAGGUAUUUAUUUGAGUCCCAGGUGCCUGCUGAGAAAGCAUUUAUGUUUUCAAUGCUCCCUCCUUCAUGUUAAGUGAAGCCUCUAAAUGCCCAAGUUACUGCCUUGUAAACUCACAAAGGAAUUUUUAUAAAGGAAGAAGUAUUGUUUUUUGCUACUUAUUAAACAGAUUCAGGACAGUGUAUUUUGUAAAAGAAUGCAUAAUAUGGGCUAGCUACAAGUAAUUCAGUAAAGGAGUUUCCUGGUUUGUGAGUUUGAAAAGCCCUGAACAGCAGCCAGCAUGUGGAUAAGACCAAUCUCAACCUCACAAACAUUUACUAAGGAUCUUCAGGUGGCCAUUGUGUGCCCUUUUGUUCACAGCUGUGCUCCAGAUCCCCACUCAUAAAUCAGAUGUAUUGUGGAUAAUAAUGCAGUGAGAUACACAGAAUGGCUGGAAGUGUGGCAUCUCAAAGCUAGUACAAGUAUAAGUUUAGAUGGUAUGUAUCUUGACAAAGAGUAUGUCUGAAUACCCUGCCAUGGUCCUAUCAAGUCUGUAAUUUUGUGUUCAAUUUUGAACACAUCCCGUUUUUAGGAGGAAUGUUGAUAAGCUUGGAGCUGGUACUGGGGGGACUUAAAACCAUGUCAUUAGAGGCAUGGUUGGUGGAAACUGAUGUAGUUAAGACUGGAGGAGGAGACUUACACGUGUCUUCAGAUAUUUGAAGGUUUUUCACGUGGAAAAAGGAUGAAGUCUUUUUCUGCCUCACUCCAUUGGUUAGAGCUAAGAAGUUACCCAGGAACAGAUUUCAUCUUACUAUGAGGAGGAAUUUGACCUGGAAGGGACCUUAGAGAUCAUUCCCUUGUUUCUAAGAUGAGGACAGAGUUAAUUGACCUGCCCAGGGUAAUAUAAGAAGUAAGCUGCAGAGCUGAUGUUUGAUUUCAGGUCUCUUUUUCCAAACUGGACGUCUUCCCCAGUCUGUGUGUGUGAGCAGAGGCUGAAUGACUGCCUUUGGACACAUGGGUGAGAUACAUGUUUCAGGGAGGGUUGGACUAGAUGACCUCUGAAAUCCUUUGCAGUUCUGAGGUUAAAUAAUUCUAUAAAAUGGAUCAUUUGGUGCAAGAAAAGGGGAUAAAUGGGUGAAGAAGGAUAUUCUGAAGCAACUGCAGGCUAGUUUUUCAACAUGGAAGCCCAAGGGGUUUUCUUUCUGCCCUUUCAAUCUGGGUUUGCAGUUUGUACUCACUUUGGGUAGUGCAGGCAUUUUAUCCGCACAAAAGACCCGGGACCAUGGUUCUAUAAUCACUGCCUUGCCUCUGGUGACCAGAGCUACCUCGUUGGCUGCCAUUGGAAAAGAAAAGCUUCGCCACAGUAACGUCUCUUCCUUCAGCCCAGCCAGGCCCCAAGUAUUAGCUCAUUGACUCCUUCAUAACAUGAUCUACCUGCACAGACAGCCAGCAAGACCUGAGCAAGUUGGUUCCUGUUGAGCCUAGCAGGCAUUAAUGUCCAUGUUGGCAUAGAAGGAGUGACACUGUGCCUGGUCCAUUAUCACAGAGAACCAGGAAGUCUAUGGAGUCUGCAUAGCCUGAACAAGGGUAACCUAUGUUGGCCACAUUAAGAAUCAGAAUUGGAGGUGAAAACAGAAUUAAGUUACCAAUAUCCAUCACGGUCAGUGAAGAAAAAAGAUACCAGCAAACUCAUGGAAUCCAGGUCCUGUUCGCCAGGACUGUUGACUAAAAUUCAAAUCUUUUGCCUUUAUGGGAACUAUUUAUGAAAACAAUGACAAGGUCACCAUGGGAAGAAGACCAGACUCCAUCUUAUACAUGUGGAAUUCAGAGUACAAAUAUCUAGCCUCGCUGAAGGCAGUACCUGGAAGUGUCUACUAGAUUAUAAACUCCUCUAAGGCAAGAAACAGUGUAUUUACCAUAUUGGUCCAAUUUGAGUAAAGCCUGAGAGUGUCCAACAAA